AUGUCCGAUUCCGAAGACCCUAUCGACAUCCCUGACGAAGGAGGUGACGACCUCUUCGGAGACGAGGGCGAUGACGCGCUUUCAGAGGCCGACAAGGCCGUGAGCGAUCAAGAGAUCGCGUCGGAUAGGGAAGAUGAUGAUGUGGACGCGCGCCGGUCCGAAGACGAUGAAGAGCCUCGCGAAUUCCGCGAGAAACUGCUGCUACCGGUUCCCCUGUACCGGCAUCGCAUUCCGCGCUCCAAAGAUGGUGGUUUGCAAUCUCUCCGAGUCCCCGAUUUCAUCAAGUUCAACCCCAUGGAAUACAAGCCCGACGAAUGGCAGCCGAGCAGGUGGGAUCUCGACAAUGCCAACUCCGAGAACCCGAUACCUUCCAUCAUUUGCCGCCGCGACCCCAAGACCGGCCGCCUGCAGAGCAACGCUAACUUCUACCGCUGGAGCGACGGUUCCGUGACCCUGGCCAUCGGCGACGAGCACUACGAGAUCCAGUCUAAGCCCCUGGCGCCGCCGCCCGACAAGCCCUACCGCGAAGUCCAGGACGCACACUACUACGCGGCGGCCGCACACCUGACGACUAAUUCUCUGCUGAUUGUCGGCCAUCUGACGGAGCAGUACACGUUGCGCCCCAACAAGGAGCUGCAGGACCACGCGCUGGAGCGACUGAUGGCAAAUCUGGCGGGCGCCAAGAAGGACCGCGGCGCCGAGAUGAUCAUCGUCACGAGCGAGGACCCGGAGCUGCUGAAGAAGCAGGCAGAGCUGGCCGAGAAGGAGCGCAUGAAGUUGCAGCGGCGGCGCGAGACGGCCGCCGCCCGCGCGGACGGCGCCGCGGGCCGGUACAAGGCUGGCGGUGCGUUGUCCGUUGGCGACCUCGAAGGGCGGCGCGGUGCGGCCGGUACUGGGAAGAAGCGUGGUGCGCCAGGUGGCGCCAAGCACAAGCGCCGCCGGCCCGAGUACGACUCGGACGAUGACCUCCCGAGCGGCACUCGUCGCGGGGACAACUAUGAUAUGGAUGACGGGUUCUUGGUUGACAGCGACGAAGAGAGCGAGGUGGCGGAAGAGGACGAGGAAGAGGAGGAGCUCCUGGAUGAGGAUGAGGAGGAGGAGGAGGAUGAAGCGCCGCGGCCGAAGCGGCAAAGGACGGCUGAGCCGGAUGAGGAUGCCGAGGGCGACGAAGAUGGCCCCACACACGAGACCUCGAGGGCCCGCAGACGGCGCGUCAUUCAGGAUGAUGAGGACGACGAGUAG
Messenger RNA from Parathielavia appendiculata, 1242 nucleotides. RefSeq lists its product as uncharacterized. Bases 1 to 1242 code for a protein of 413 amino acids. The record is from RefSeq and is a predicted model, not a curated record. Gene Ontology annotation, biological process: positive regulation of transcription elongation by RNA polymerase II; transcription elongation by RNA polymerase II. Lineage: Eukaryota; Fungi; Ascomycota; Sordariomycetes; Sordariales; Chaetomiaceae. Gene Ontology annotation, cellular component: Cdc73/Paf1 complex; nucleus. The transcript is spliced from 2 exons. Gene Ontology annotation, molecular function: RNA polymerase II C-terminal domain phosphoserine binding.